CAUAAUGCACCAGCGGUUUGUCGUCUUCUUCUUUUUUUUAUGACUCUCGCGGGCUUUGUUUUUCUAUGGCGGCAGACUUCGAAACUUCACUCUGUUAUGUUUCUCCAACGCAGACUUUUACUUCGGUAACACCGCUUUUCUCCCGCGUCGCAGCGGGACCUGCCUGAGAGGACAUGUCAGCUCCAGACGGGCUUCAUCAGUACUCCCCGGCAGCCUUCCUGGCAAGGUGGAUGCCGAGCAGCGACCGAGCCGGGGUGAUCCUCAGCCCCCCCAGCGCGGACCCCUUGUUGGCCGGACCCCUGCGGCUCAUCGCCGCCGCGGGAUCCUCGCCCAUGAAGCCAGACGACUCGUUUGCCUCCGACUUCGCCCCGCUGCCCGCCUCCGCAGACAGCAGCUGCUGCAUCGGCGGGGAUGGAUUUGCGCGGCUGUCGCCCGGAGGAGGAGGAGGAGGAGGAGGAGAGACCGCCGAGGCUGACAGGCCAGUGGACGGUCAUCCAGGUGGACAGAUGGACGGUCUGGAUGAGAUGGCGAGCAGGUCACAGGAUGUUCCACUAAUGAUGAAGCUAGAACAGUUGAGGAAGUGGCAGCAACACAUGCAGGAGCAGCUGAAGGCCCAUCAGCUGGAGGAGCUGCUGCGGCUCCAGGAGGAGCAGCAGAGGCUGCUGGGAAUGAUGAAUGGGUCCGAGCACUGCGCAGGAGAUCAGUCGGAGGGUUCGGGGCUAUUGGAAGCAGAAACGGAGGAGGACUCACUCCAGGAAGCCUCUGAUCACAGAGAGAGCCCACGACAACUGUCACCGGCAGGGAGACGGGAGUGGCUACCAGGACGUCUAAAUCAUGAGGAGGUGGACAACGAGGAAGAGGACAUGUCAAAGUCCAGUGGCGAUCACCAGGAACAGAAGAACGUUACGAGCCGUUUUCAGGAGCACGACGUCACAUUGAUACCAAGUAAUGGUGCGGCUUUGACCGAAGAACGGGGAAGGAAAGAAGAUAAAAUCUCACAGGAGAGACCGAUUAAGCCAGGCAUUGGAGGUCACAAGCAGACAUUUGAGGAGUUGUUGGAGGAGCAACUGAGGCUGGAGGAUCAGAGGCUGAAGUCUGCCCGGCAACAAGAGAGCCAAGAUGGAGCUGAAGCUGUACACGCCCCUCCUAAGAGGGCCUUUCUGAAACGAGGCGAGGGGCUCUCUAGGUUCACCAACAAUCGCAAGACCUCGUUAGCAAAAAAGGAGGCGAAGAAGGACUCCAGACAUCAACCCAGAGUGAUCACCCGCAGCAACUCGGAGCCGACGGCUAUCCAGAGGGGGGGCACGAACUGCACACAGCGGCUUCCUGUGCAGCGCAAAACCGCCAAACUGAACAAGGAGAACCGACUGAGGGGUCUCGGUUCGCCGCCUCAGGACAACAGAGCUGAGAAUAAGACGGCACGGACGGUCCUGGGUAGUUACCAGAGGCAGAACACAGAAGGAUCAGAGUCACAAACCAAACUGAGUCAAGUAAAGGAACAGAACAACAGGACGGUGGGUCUGUCUGCUCAGACACUGAGGAAGCCCGGGCCGCACAACACGCAGCCGAACCCUGUAACCAAACAGGUGGGCCUGUUGGGAGGAGGGCCGGGGACGGCUGAAGUGUACGCAUCUAAAGAUAAAAGUUCAGGAGGAGAAGUAGGAGGAGGACAUGGAGUUCCAGUGGACUCGUUUGAGUUGUCGUUCCAGGACAAACUCCAGCACUGGGAGUGCGACCGGCAGCUGGAGAACAUGGAGCUGGGAGAGUUUGAGUUGCUGGAGCAGGCGGCCGAGGAGCUGUCCUUCUCGUCCAACUCCUCCUUUGUCGUGAAGGUUCUACAGAUGGACAAGCAGCACCGGCAGCUGCACGCCCCUCAGGGCCUCUACCAGCGCCGGCUCUCCUCCACCCCCAUCAAGUCCCCACCCGGAGGUGAACUCCAGAGGUGCAGGAGUGUCGGCAGCGACAUUGGUUUGGCGCGUGACAGCGGUUCUGUGAAAUCAGAAGCAUUUGUGGCGAAGGUAAGAGACGAUGCGUUCGAGGACAAAAUGAGGACAGAGGAUAAAGAGGGAUCGGACAACUCGGAUGCUUCCUCCUGCAGUGGCUCUGAAUUUGAACACCAGGAGGGGGCGGUCGAACCUCCUUUGUUUCCCAGCACCCUUUGCUUUCCCACAUCGCCAAACCCGCCGUACGAUAAGUGGUCCUAUCAGGACGAGGACAGUCGUAGAAAUCCAGAUGGAGCACAAGGCUUUGAUGGGGAGAGCGACAGCUUCCUCGGCAACGCCGAUGAGUCGACUCUGAUAGAAGACACGGACGGGCAGCAGCGGAGAGUUGUGUUUGACGACGACGACACGUGGAACGACACAGAGGAAACUCCCAACAGCAGCAGAGCAUUCAGUCCGGCUGCAGAGCCAGCAGCCAAUGGCGUCUCAGCACCGGUGCAGACUUUGUUGCGGAAGGUGGCGGUGAGCAAAGUCGUGGAGCUGGAUAAAGGCACAGUCAUUCGACCAGCCAAUCUGGAGCCAGCUCCUCUUCCUCCUCCGGCCUCCCAGCUCAUGACCAGGUUGUUCCCCUCGCUGAAGCCGAAGGCCCAAAAUCUGCCUUCUCCUCAUCCUCUUCCUCCUCCUCCUCCUCCUCCUGCUGCUGCUGCUCCUCAGUCCAGAAAAUUAGAGGAGGAGACAGGCCAACAGGUCCAGUCCCGACAGCUGAGGGAGAGACUAGUCGAGCUGGAGAUCGAGAUCGACAGAUUCAAAAAGGAGAACGCCGCCCUCACCAAACUCCGACAGGAGAACGAGAAAAACCAGGAAAACCUCAGGAAGGAGCGUUUGGAGUUCGAGCAGACAAAAGCGGAGGAGCUGGCCGAGUUUGAGGAGUACAAGAAGGAGGAAAACAGGAAGCUGCAGAGAGAGCGCAAAGUUUUCGAGAAGCACGUGUCGGCCGCCAGAGCCAUUCCUGACAAGAAGGAGCGGGAGGAAAUCCAGGCGUUGAAGCAGCAGCUGAGCUCCCUGCAGGAGGAGCUGAGGAGGAAGGAGAGUCGCUGGGCCUCCGCACACGGUCGCCUGCGGCAACAGAUCGACUCCCUCGGCCACGAGAACGGUUCCCUCCGGGACGAGAUCUGUAUGUUGGAGAAACUCCGCCUCAGUACCUGGAAGAAAACAUCCGUCAGCGCAGAGAAAGACAAAGAAACAAAAGACGGCUCAAGGAUAUUUGCAAACAACGUUUCAUCUGUGACCAAAGGAGUGAAAUUUGCCAGUCCUCUUGACUCGAGGGGAAGCAGCAGCAGCAGUGGAAGCAGCAUCAGUCCUCUGCCGAGCAGCGCUGCUGCUGCAGCCGGUCGAAGGAGCUCCAUGGAGACCAGUCAGGCUUCUACAGUAGGGAUGAAGAGCAGCCUGAGGAGGCCGUCGGUGCCGAUCGCCUCUUCCUCGUCCACCUCUUCCUCCUCCUCACUGGCCGGCAGGAGGACGGAGCUCGAGAGGUCAACAGCUGCUGCUGCCGGCAAGAGUCAGGACAAACUGCCAGAACAAUCGAGAAGCUGCUGCUCUCCGGUCAGAGGCGUCGACCCUGACGAGCUCUCCGCUUCUCUGAAAAGUGAUUCUCUGCCAAAAGAACCCGCGUGCAGCGAGCCCGAAGAGGUGGAGUCGUCUCAGGAGGUCGUCACGCAUCCUGAUGGGAAGACGGAAAAGGUUCUGUCCGGUGGCGAUCGCCUCAUCGUUUACCCCAACGGCACCAGGAAGGAGGUUUCAGCCGACGGACUGACGGUCAAGGUCACAUUCUUCAAUGGAGACACCAAACAAAUCACAGCCGACCAGCGAGUGAUCUACUACUACUCCGAGGCCCAGACGUCACAUGUCACCUACCCAGACGGUAUGGAGGUGCUGCACUUCCCCAACAAGCAGACCGAAAAGCAUUUCCCUGACGGCCGCAAGGAAAUCACCUUCCCAGACCAGACGGUGAAGAACCUGUUCCCAGACGGCCGAGAGGAGAGCGUGCUGACAGACGGAACCGUCAUACACGUCAACACGGACGGCACCAAGGAGAUCCACUUCAACACGGGCCAGAAGGAGAUCCACACGGCCGACUUCAAGAGGAGGGAGUAUCCCGACGGCACCGUGAAGACGGUCUACGCCGACGGCCGGCAGGAAACUCGCUACCCGACCGGACGGCUCCGGAUCAAAGACAAGGACGGGAACAUCGUCCUGGACAACAACAGGCCGUAGAACCACAGCGACUCAGAGCCAAGUAGAUGAUUCUGUUUCGGGUCCCGGGGGGUCAUUUUGGUACAAAUUGAAACAAAUCAAACUUUGAAAGAGGCAAAGCUACAGGAGAAACAGGGGGUCAAGGAAGUCAUAAGCCUCUAUGAAAGUAUUUCAAUUAUUUGUCAAUUCUAGCCGUCUCGUUUUAUGGCAACACUCAAACAGGUUGAUGUCUGUAAACACUACAGUCCUUUUUCCAAGAAACAACACUCCAUAGAAGCAGGUUUUUUAAAUUAUUAUUUUUUUUUAAUCACGUCUCGUCAGUAGCACACGAUGUUUGUUGCACUUAUGAGCUACCGAAUAUCUAAAUGUGAAUAUUUUAACAGGAACUGUGACAUUCCCAGUAAAAGCCUUGAGAAUAAUGACGAGCUGAACAGAACUGGUUUAGUGUUUGUGAUUUUAAUUUGUAAAAAUGUCAAUACAUAUUUAUUUUCUUAGCCGACUAUGAAAUAAAUUUUAUUUGUUUUUGUUAA
Messenger RNA from Scophthalmus maximus (turbot), 4723 nucleotides. It is a transcript of the gene cpap, whose product is annotated as centromere protein J. The record is from RefSeq and is a predicted model, not a curated record. Gene Ontology annotation, molecular function: tubulin binding. The transcript is spliced from 19 exons. The coding region runs from base 174 to 4214 and encodes 1346 amino acids. NCBI's taxonomy places the organism in Eukaryota, Metazoa, Chordata, Actinopteri, Pleuronectiformes, Scophthalmidae. Gene Ontology annotation, cellular component: centrosome; centriole; nucleus. Gene Ontology annotation, biological process: cilium assembly; centriole elongation.